This is a messenger RNA of Magnolia sinica, 558 nucleotides long. RefSeq lists its product as uncharacterized. The record is from RefSeq and is a predicted model, not a curated record. The transcript is spliced from 6 exons. Lineage: Eukaryota; Viridiplantae; Streptophyta; Magnoliopsida; Magnoliales; Magnoliaceae. Gene Ontology annotation, cellular component: membrane. Gene Ontology annotation, biological process: protein ubiquitination. Gene Ontology annotation, molecular function: ubiquitin-protein transferase activity. The coding region runs from base 1 to 558 and encodes 185 amino acids.
AUGUCUGUUGGGUUUUGCACUGUAAGAGAAUUCUCUUUGGAUGAGUUUCUAGCAAUUACUGCAAUCAAAUGGUGGAAGUUCAACAUUUAUGCUGUUAGGCUGAGAUUCAAGAGGAAAGGAAAGACAAGGUCGGAGAACAAAUAUCAGCUCUACAAGAGCUCAUCUCCCCCUAUGGGAAGGAGAAACUGGGAGAUUUCCCGAAGAGACCUCCGCAAUCCUCAGUUUAUAGCAGUGGUUGCGACAGACCAUGAUUUCAUGGAUGCCGAUUACAAUGAGUAUUCGUCUCAGAGUGCUAGAAGUAUGAUCUGUUGUCAUUCUGUUGCUGUGAUUUUCAUGGUUCUUUUGGUCCUACGACACAUGCUUCCAAUUACAGUCAGCAGAGCCGAAGAGUGUUCAUUCACCAUAUUCGUUCUUCUGUGGUUGAGGACCGUUGGAAUUCUUGUUCCAGUUUAUAUAAUGACAAGAGCACUGACUGCAAUUCAUCACAGGCUCCAGCAACAGGUAGCUCUCUUUUUCCAAACCUACAAGCAGGAUCUAGAUCAACAGUCAGAUUCAUGA